Messenger RNA from Knipowitschia caucasica, 1413 nucleotides. The record is from the annotation of a GenBank genome assembly. Lineage: Eukaryota; Metazoa; Chordata; Actinopteri; Gobiiformes; Gobiidae.
AUGAGAGUGGUCUUGCUGGCCCUGAGACUCAUGUGCAUGGCCGGACUGUGGCCUGUGACGCAUCUCAACACCAGCCACUUUAAGAGGAGGCACAAGGAGCACCACCUGGCAGACAACGUCAAACAGAAGCACGCUGGACGUGUGGAUCCUAAAAUAAAAAAACUCGACAGCACCAAAUCAAUGUUGAUUAAGUCCGAGCAGCUGCUACGAAUAGAGGACCAUGACUUUGCAAUGCGACCAGGAUUUGGAGCUGGAGCCCUCCCUGUGGGCGUUGACGUUCAGGUGGAGAGUAUCGACAGCAUAUCUGAAGUCAACAUGGACUUUACCAUGACGUUGUACUUGAGGCAUUACUGGCAGGACAUCCGACUGGCCUUUCCCUCCAGCAGCAACAAGAGUCGGACUUUUGACGCUCGACUUGUGAAGAAGAUUUGGGUUCCUGACGUGUUCUUUGUGCAUUCCAAACGUUCCUUCAUACACGACACCACCAUGGAGAACAUCAUGCUGAGAGUGUUUCCGGACGGCCAUAUCCUGUACAGCGUCAGGAUCACUGUGACUGCUCUGUGCUCAAUGGACUUCAGCAGUUUCCCACUGGACACACAGAACUGCUCAUUGGAACUGGAAAGCUAUGCAUACAAUGAAAAUGACCUGAUGCUCUACUGGAAGAACGGGAACAACUCUUUGAAGACGGAUGAGAUGGUGCUUUCACAGUUUUUCAUAGAGGACUUCCAGCCUUCCUUUGGGGUCUCCUACUACAGCAGCACCGGAUGGUACAAUCGGCUCUAUAUAAACUUCAUCCUGAGGAGGCACAUCUUUUUCUUCAUGCUGCAGACAUAUUUUCCCACAAUGCUCAUGGUCAUGCUGUCGUGGGUGUCAUUCUGGAUUGACCGAAGGGCUGUACCAGCUCGAGUCUCCCUAGGCAUCACCACUGUCCUGACCAUGUCCACCAUCAUCACUGGAGUGUCCGCCUCCAUGCCGCAGGUGUCUUACGUCAAAGCUGUGGACAUCUACCUUUGGGCCAGUUUCCUGUUUGUGUUUCUGUCUGUGAUCGAGUACGCAGCAGUCAACUACUUCACAACAGUGGAAGAAAUGAAGAAGCUCAGACGGGCAAAGGUCCCUGCUUCUUUCAACAACACACAGGCCAUGGCUUUCGACAGCUGUUUCCACGACAACGACAUAGACUUGAGCCCGUUCCCGGACUCCUCGAGUGCCCCAAACACGGAGCGGAACACGCGCGCUCGCAACUCCACCGCGUCAAUCCCCGCAGAGCCCACCGGUCUCCACUGCCAGCUUCCUCUGAAACACCGCCUCAGCUUCAUCAUGAGCCACAGCUACGUGAUCGACUCGUACUCCAGGGUCAUCUUCCCCCUCACAUACCUGCUCUUCAACAUCAUCUACUGGAGCCUCUACUCUUAG